CCGAGACUCUAAUUUAUUUUGUAAACUAGCAUUCAGGCUCACCAGGAAAAACCGUUCAGUUCAAUUUAUUAACCACUAAUUGGCUGCCACGUACAGACCCAUCCCUAGGGCUGCGCAACAAAAACACACACUCUCUCUCUCUCCCUCUUCACUCGUCACUCUUCACGCCCACACGCUAUUUCUCUCCCUUCCAAAAGUACAAGCAAUGGAGUCAGCUACUCUCUCGACGGCCUUCACUUCCUUCCGCCGCCACGUGCGGCCUGAUCUCCCCCACCGUCCAAUUCAUGCAUCUUGGCGCCGGAACCAGACCUCACCCCUACCGAUUUCCUCCACCGGCCGCCGCCAGAGGUUUGACGUGUUCUUGAGCUUUCACGGCCACGACGCCCGCCACAGGAUCGUGGACCACCUCUACGCCGCUCUGCUCAGAAAAGGAACCAAGCCGUUCAAAGACGACACGGAAAUGGAAAGGGGCCUGGACGUGGAGGAGGCCAUCUCGACGGCGAUCGAAGACUCGAGCAUCUACUUGCUCCUCUUGUCCCCCGGCUACGCUUCGUCGGCUUUUUGUAUGGACGAGGCGGUUGAGAUUAUGCAACGCUGCGGCAGCGGCAGCGGCAGCGGGGGGAGAGUAGCCCUCCCCAUAUUUUACUUGAUCUCGCCGGACGACGUCUCCCUCCCGACCGCCGGUUGCUUCAAGCAACACUUCCUUUCCCACUUUGAUAAAUUCACUUACGGCCGAGUUCAGGGAUGGAUGGAUGCCUUCUCCUCAAUUGGGAAAAUUGGUGGAUGGGUGCAUGAGAAUGGCAGGUCAGAAGCUUUGCUCGUCGAGGAGGUUUCCACGACGAUUCAGAAACUGGUCCUGAAAAUGAGGAGCACUAGGCAUGAUAUCUUUACUAAAUAUUCCCCACCGUCGCCGCUGUCGUGGCUGCAGCUAGCUUCUUCUACAAGUGCUCACAAUGACCAACAUAUGGAACUGGAGUACUUUCAGCCACAAAUGAUCUCCUCAACACAAGGCAAUGACAGGAUCGUGAGGAUCCCCAAACCCGAUCACGGCGUGGAAAAUCAGCACUCGCUGCAGCUGUGUUUGGUGGCACAACACUACUCACGCCCCGGUGCCCGCGGCCAGCUUGACAUAACGAUGAACAGCAUCACCACCAUUGCCACUGAGGCAAGAAGCUUGUGGAAGGAUGAAAACAUCCAGGUGGAACCCCUCGAUGCUGCUAAUAACAUUAAUGGUUACAUCAUCCGAUUUCUGAAUGAAGACACUCGAAACUGGGUGCUGGAGUCCUCUCCCUGCCUCAUCAACGGCACCCAGUUCUACAUGAGGAAAUGGAAAGGGCCGUCGUCGUCAUCGCUGCUGACGAUUCCGAUGUGGGUGAGGCUGUACGACGUUCCUGAGGAGUAUAUGAACCCCAAAGGGCUGAGCUAUAUAGCCAGCGCUCUCGGGAAGCCCAUGUACGUGGAUCGGGCCACCGCUGACUGUUGUUACAAUCACAGCAGCGGGUCCCGUGAUAAGAUACCGGCAUAUGCUAAAGUCUGCGUGGAGAUCAGCCCCAAGGACCAAGGCAUCAUCACUUUUAGGCCUGCGGCCGAGAGGACGAUGGUGAUUGCUAUUGGUGACGAGAAGGAGAAUCUGGUGAUCGUCAACGCCGUUUACCAGCUGGAAGAAGACGGUCAGGGGGAGGGGGAGCUGGUGGUAUAGCUCGUCAUAAAUCACCAAGUAAGCC
Messenger RNA from Linum trigynum, 1724 nucleotides. The record is from the annotation of a GenBank genome assembly. NCBI's taxonomy places the organism in Eukaryota, Viridiplantae, Streptophyta, Magnoliopsida, Malpighiales, Linaceae.